This is a messenger RNA of Elaeis guineensis (African oil palm), 1624 nucleotides long. Its product is annotated as glycolate oxidase. NCBI's taxonomy places the organism in Eukaryota, Viridiplantae, Streptophyta, Magnoliopsida, Arecales, Arecaceae. The record is from RefSeq and is a predicted model, not a curated record. Gene Ontology annotation, cellular component: peroxisome. Gene Ontology annotation, molecular function: (S)-2-hydroxy-acid oxidase activity; FMN binding.
AACCAGCCCCUAUUUUCCUCCACUCUUGCCUUAAAUUAAUAAUAGAAAGAUAAUUUCCCGCACGUCACUACCCCUCCUUUGUCUUCACGUAGAAAUCCACUCCCCCACAUCCUCCUCCUCUCUGUAUAACGAACAAAUCACCGGCUCUUAUCUCCAGCCCAUAUAAUACUUUAAUCCACACCACAUCAUCCAUUCUGGUUUCACUCCAUUCGCUCUCUUCUAAGGAACUAAGGGGGUGUGUGAUAAGCAGCCAUAAGCAUGGAGAUCACCAACGUUACGGAGUAUCAGCCAAUCGCUAAGCAGAAGCUGCCUAAGAUGGUCUAUGACUAUUAUGCCUCUGGUGCAGAGGAUGAGUGGACUUUGAAGGAGAACAGGGAGGCAUUCUCGAGGAUUCUGUUUCGUCCGCGCAUACUUAUCGAUGUGUCCAGAAUUGAUAUGACUACAACUGUGCUUGGUUUCAAGAUAUCAAUGCCAAUUAUGAUUGCUCCCACUGCCAUGCAGAAAAUGGCCCACCCGGAAGGAGAAUAUGCAACUGCAAGGGCAGCAUCAGCAGCUGGCACCAUAAUGACACUAUCAUCAUGGGCUACUUCUAGUGUCGAGGAGGUUGCUUCCACAGGACCAGGAAUUAGAUUCUUCCAGCUCUAUGUCUACAAAGAUAGGAAUGUAGUUGCACAGCUUGUAAGAAGGGCUGAAAGGGCUGGAUUCAAGGCAAUAGCUCUCACUGUGGAUACUCCAAGACUUGGGCGUAGGGAAGCAGACAUCAAGAACAGAUUUACCUUGCCUCCAUUUUUAACUCUGAAGAACUUUGAGGGUUUGGACCUUGGCAAGAUGGACAAGACCAGUGACUCUGGGUUGGCAUCUUAUGUUGCUGGCCAAAUUGAUCGAUCACUAAGUUGGAAGGAUGUUAAGUGGUUGCAAACAAUUACUACUAUGCCAAUUUUAGUGAAAGGAGUUCUCACUGCAGAAGAUACAAGGUUGGCCAUACAAAAUGGUGCAGCUGGUAUCAUUGUGUCCAACCAUGGAGCUCGCCAGCUUGACUAUGUCCCAGCUACCAUCACUGCUCUGGAGGAGGUUGUCAAAGCUGCACAAGGCCGAAUUCCUGUCUUUCUAGAUGGUGGUGUUCGUCGUGGAACAGAUGUGUUCAAGGCUUUAGCUUUGGGAGCCUCUGGUGUAUUUAUUGGAAGGCCUGUGGUAUUUUCUUUGGCUGCUGAAGGUGAGGCUGGUGUCAGGAAGGUGCUUCAGAUGCUUCGCGACGAAUUCGAGCUGACUAUGGCAUUAAGUGGUUGCACCUCACUCAAAGAAAUCACUCGCAGCCACAUAGUGACUGAUGCAGACAGGCAUCGUCCUGUAUCCAGGUUAUAGAUCACCUGGAGGAUGACCACUCUUGCUCCAAACGGAGAGCUACAUAUAAGCUCUGGUUUCGGGAGAACUUCAUUGUCAGGAGCCUAUUUGUCCAGGAGAUAAAAUUCCAAUAAUCCUAUGUACUUGAAGUUUUAAGUUGUUAUGAUGAUGAUGCUGGAUUAUGUUUUUCAUUUACUGCCAUAAAUGCUGCCUCCAGUGUAUAUUUUUGUUCUCAGAUACUUACUCACCUUAGCAUAAAUUUCAAAAUUUGGAAUUUGAAUCA